This is a messenger RNA of Protopolystoma xenopodis, 790 nucleotides long. NCBI's taxonomy places the organism in Eukaryota, Metazoa, Platyhelminthes, Monogenea, Polystomatidea, Polystomatidae. The record is from the annotation of a GenBank genome assembly.
UUGUCCAGCUUGUUGGGCUAACUUCAGACAAAUAUUCUGCUCUAUGACCUGUGAUCCUUUCCAGGCCAACUUCCUUGCUCCUUUAUCGAUAAAAGAGGGCUCUGUUGAAGGAGUUAAGUAUCUUUUAUCUCACCAGUUCGCCGAUGGCUUUUACAACAGCUGCCGAGAUGUUUCAAUGGGCAACGACCGAGUCAUCGAUAUGAUAUGCGAGCAGCCUGACUGUACUCUCGAUCUGCUUCUGCGUGCGCUUGGAAAUGGUAGUCGGGCCCCAUUUUACAUCGAUUUUGUCGUUUCAGAUGUCCCGGAGCCCCGGCCUUCAGUAAGGGCAACCAUAGCAGUGGAUUCCAUUGGAGAGAGUCUUCGGAAACAGGAAGGGGUGAUGACCAUAACCACAUCUGCCGCCAUACAGCUAUCUACAGAAUUUAUCGUGCCAAUGAAUGCUACCGCCUGGCCGUGUAAUAAAGGUGUUCCUGCACGAGGCAAAGACGUGGAAACUGAAGCUUGUUCGUGCCUCGACUGCAACUCUUCAUGUACUCCGGUGCCUCCUCCAAAACCUAAGCCAACGCCACCAUCCUUUCUAGGCAUUCCUAUCUCCUACAUAAUCGGCUUCUUAAUAUUCGCCUUGUUUUUGCUCGUGUUUGCCGCUUACCACAUCUUUAUCUACCUUAAUCCACCUACCUUGAACCUACCUAUUGCUCCACCGUCUAACGAGGAUCAGCCGAGGGCCUUUUGCCUUGACGCGGCCAGUAUAAAGGCAGAGACAUGGCUCAAUUCGCGAUUUAUCUAUUAA